CCGUCCACUGCAAGAGGCGCAAACCAAUGAAGCGGUGCCGGGGGCAGUGCCCUGUCUGUGUGACACUCAUCGGCAAGACACAAGCACUGCAGGCAGGUCAGCCACUCAUGUCAGCCAUAGGGGCGUCGUCAGCCAUGAGUCAAUCGGCAGCCACUCAAGUAGUCAAUCCCCGCCAGCCAGUCGCACACACACACACACACAGGCGAUUCACUGACUGCACAGACCAUCCAAGUGGAUGGAUGGAAGCGCCUCUGCCCCUUCUCAUGUCUGUAUGUCUGUAGUGCUAAGUCCCUCUGUGCCCCCUCCCCGUCUGUCUGUCUGUCUGUCUGUCCGCUCACACACAAACAAAGGUGCCGAAGAUGCUGUCUAUCUAAAGGUCGUCGCCCACCUCUCCCUCCCUCCCAUCACUGCUAUGCCUCACCGACCCGGCCCCCCGCCGCCCUGGUGCUGCUGGCUGCCUUCUGGCUGGCCUGCCUGUGGGGGCGGUGGAGGGCGGCCUCCUCGGAGGUCAACCGGUGGCCACAUCGGCCGCACCGCAGGAUACAGUGGUGGCUGUGCUGUCAGCGGCAUUGGAGUGGCCGGUGGUCGGUGGGGCGGUCGAGCCGCCGCGCCGAUGUGUGCAGCCGGGGGACGAACGAAGGCUGAUGGGGGCGGUGAGAAGGGGUGGUGCUGGGGCGGGAAGGGGACAGAGGGGAUGCGGUGCAUCGGGUGGGGUAUGUGGUGCAUUGGGCGGGGUAUGUGGUGCGCCAGAGGGGGAGCGGCGAGCACCUGUGGGGCGACAGGGGGGCGUCCAGCCACCGCCGAGUCCACCUGACCACACACACAGACACCAUGGACGAAUGUGGCCACGACGGCUUCCAGUGGUGCGUGUCAAGUGCGAUAUCUUGCAUACCCCUGGUUUGCGAGCCGCCGCCGUGUUUGGCGUGGUGUCUUCUCUGCCAGCGCCGCGAUGUGGCGGCUUCAGGGAGGCCGGAGGAGGGGCGGUAGGGCUGGUGGACGCCCUGCUCCGCUCUGCCUUGUCGGCAGCCACCUCCUCCUCCUCCUCCUUGGCCUUGAACCAGGCCAGCUGGGCCUUCAGGUUCGCCACCUCACUCUCCAGCCCCGCGUGGACGCUCUGUAAGAGACAGCAUACAGACCAUUUGUGUCGAAGGUAUCUUUGUGUGCAGGUGCUGUGUGUGAGUGGUGCGGUGCUUGUCGCGUGCGUACCAGCCGGUCCUUCAUAGCGGCCACCUCCCCCCUGAGGGCCUCUGCCUCGGCUUUGAGUGGUGCCUGGCGCCUCUGAGGAGACAGAAGGAUGACAGUGUCGUCAGCUACCGACGACGCGGCCUCAGCAGCUGAUGUGGAGCCCUGAGCAGACAGACAGACAGACAGAGGGUGUAUGUGUGUAUCUGUGUGGUAUGUUCAUCGUGUCGUACUUGACUUGAGGAGGAGGCCGCGGCAGCACCGCCAGCAGCAGCAGCACUCGACACGACCUGGGCAACAGCCGCAGAUAAGCAAUGGACACAAUACAUACCAUCGUCAGUCAAGGCGCACUGCUUGUGCUUACGGGAUGCAUGUGUGUGGCGGAGGGUGGUCUACUGUAUGGGCAAGAAGCCAUCCAAUAUGAUGGCUGUGAGUUGGCCUGCGAUGCUUGCUCCUCCUGCAGACGGUGACCAAGGAGGGGAGACGACAAACAGGUCUGCAGCCUGCCUGCCCGUGACUGCGCUGCACGUUGGUGUGUGUACCUACCUCUUGUCGGCGCUUGUCGUGGUCCAAUGUUGACCAUCCAGGAUGCGUCCCCUCAUUGGCCCUCCGCAUCUCAUCUGAGCAGACAGACAGACAGACAGACAGAGAGACAGAGAGACAGAGAGAUGGAGAGAUGGAGAGAUGGCAGAGAGCUGAGGCAUCUGUAGGCAAUGUGUUGGUUCCCUUGCCCACCCAGCCCGGGACUCCACGGGUAUCCAUCAGCCUCAGCCGCCCUCGCCCUCACGUAAUAGUCCAACGGGACGAUCCUGGGGGCGCGGCAUUUGGAAGGUGGAUCCAUCUGAAUGCCCAACAAAGGUUACUAACGGACAAGCGGAGAUGUGUGUAGGGUGUGUGUUCAAUCACCAGCCAGAUCCAGCCCCUGUCGAUGACGUCACUCUCGAGAUUGUACCGCCACAGCACACGGCGCCACAGGGGCAUGGACUCCGGUAAGCGCUCAGCGACCGGCUGAGACCGAUCCCCUCCUGUGUCGGUCGUCCGCAGCACGAUGUAGCCAAAUGCGAUAUAGAGGUAGGCAGCGACGGUCUCGCCCGGCCGGAAGCCGCUCACCAUCACACGACGACCGUCCCUCGCAUCAGCAUGAUUUAGAUCGCCAUGGUCAAAGCGUUCGUCGACAGUGAUGCCCAAAUCCCCUGUAAUGCCCUCGGUCACCAGCCGGUCAUAGCGAGGGUCACGGCCGAUUUUUGCAGUGAGCACCGUCAUCUUGACCCCCCCCCCUCCAUCCCACCACCAGAAGUGCAGCCUGUCCAGCAGGAAUGCCGAGAAUGAGCGGAAGAGACAGCCGCACCGUCGGAUGACAGGGUCACUCCGCUUGUAGCCGUCAGCGUAUGGAUGGCCGCCCGGCAAGUCACCCAACGGCACCACGCGAAAGGGCGCCUCAUGGCCGAUCCAAUAGCUCCCGUCAUUGCCGUGCUGCAGCGCCAGGCUGCAAUGACGCUGCAGCGCCAGGCGGGUCCCCAUGCGUGUCAGCAGGUGGCCGACGAUCUUGUAGAGGGCCAUGGCCAGUGGCAGCUGGUGGAAGGCCGCUGCUGUGGGCAGCGCGUCAGCCGACAGACGGAGAGGCCGCGUCGCAUCAGCAGGGGUGAGCCGGUAGAUGAAGAUUAGCCGAAGGAACCGACCCAUUGCCCGCCACUCCUCGCCACUGCCCCGCUCCAGCACAUAGAUCACCUUCAAGCCGGCCUCCACGCCACCAUCAAUGUCGAAGGCCAAGAUGUCCGCCAGCCCGAGACGCCUGAUGGCCUUGUCGAUGUGCUGCUGGACGCCGUUGAGCAGGGUGCUGUUGGCGGUCUCCGCAGUGUGGCCCAGCAGCUCCUGUUGCCGAGUGCGGGUGGCGAUCUGCGAGCGGAGAGCGGCUCGUUUGGCAUCGUCAGUCGACACGGCCAUGGCGGCCAUCUUGCUGAUGGGCAGUGACAGGUCAAAGAGCUCGGCGGGCUGGGAGAGGGGAGGGCUGGGGGGACGGGACGCGCUAGCCGACGAGGCGCCAUGCAAUGCCAAACGCGCCUGCCGUCGUUCUGACUCGCCAAACCCAGGAUACCUCCCCUCCCGGAUCAUCUGCAACUCCUCUGUAUGCGCACAGGCAGACGAGCGGCAGGUUGGCUGAGAGAUGACGAUGUGUGUGGCUGCUGUUGCCCACCAUCAAGUGUGUCGUGUUGGUCUUCAUCUACUUGGCGGCGAUGGUGCCUGGCAGGAUCAGCCAGGGCCUGCCGAGCGGCCGCGUCACGAGGAGCUGCAGCAACCAACACACCGAACUGAGUAAUGCAGAGAGCUCUCCAGCUGGAGAGGUGUGUGGCAGGGUGUGGGGGGCAGAGCUCACCUGAGCUGCGAUGAUUGCCGCUAUUGUCCAUGAGUCUCAGUGCUCGGACGUUGACCGACCGAGUUGGCUACGCUCCUGAAUACCUCCCUUUCCACACAGAAGGCGUCCCCCUCCCUCCUUCUGGG
This is a messenger RNA of Vitrella brassicaformis, 3681 nucleotides long. Lineage: Eukaryota; Vitrellaceae. The record is from the annotation of a GenBank genome assembly.